GUGGUGCUCAGCAGGUACACUAUUCAGAAACGACUGUGAAGUAGACAAAAAAUCCAAGCAGAUUCCCAAUUAUACAGUGCUUCUGCUGUUAUCUCUUACAUUGUCGUAUCAGUUAAAACCUUCUUCGGUAGCAGCGAAAAGUACUUGAUCAGAAUCGGCAAUCGUGUUUAGGAUUAUUACCGAUGGCCUCUGCGGUUCGGAACUUCAGUCGCAUUUCGUCGGGCAAGUGGAAUCGUCCUGUGUUUGGUGGGAAGGCCGGUAGUGAUAGUGAAACGCGCUAGUGACCGAUUCAGACCUUAUUAACCCGAGCACCAAAACGAUCCAGUGCUGUGCGAUGCAAGUGUGACACAGAGAGUGCUCUCGAAUACUUAAAUCCUUCGGACAGAAUCAGUCAUAUCAACCGUUGUUAACCAUGGUGAAGCAAAUAACGGAGAACCCACAUGGGCAGUUCACGACCGAGGACUAUACCGUCUUCGUGGUGAUGCUGACCGUUUCGGCUGCCAUCGGGAUCUACUUUGGGUUCUUCGAGGGCAAGAAGAACAAAACCACCGAGGAGUACCUGCUCGGGGGGCGUCGAAUGAAGGUGUUUCCCAUAGCGGUAUCGCUGAUCGCCAGUCAACUGUCGGGCGUUUCCAUCAUGUCCGUUCCGGCCGAGAUGUACUCGUACGGGGCACAGUACUGGAUAAUAGCACCCACCAUGAUCGUCAUCGUUAUGAUCAUUAACUACAUCUUCGUUCCGGUGUUCUACAACAACCAGAUCACCAAUUGCUACCAGUACCUGGAGGACCGGUUCAGCCCGGCCGUCAAGAAGUUCGUCACGUUCACCUACGUGCUGAACAUCUAUCUGAUCUUGCCGAUCUUCAUCUUCAUCCCGUCGUUGGCGUUCGCCCAGGUCACCGGCACCAACAUCCACCUGAUCAACGGGAUCGUGUGCUGCGUGUGCAUCUUCUACACCAUGCUCGGCGGGAUCAAGGCCGUCGUGUGGACGGAUGUGGUGCAGGGUGUGAUAAUGUUUGCAUCCUGUUUUCUGGUGGUGGCUGUGGGCGUCGUCAAGAUUGGCGGUUUCGGGGAAGUGUUCACGCGAGCGGCAGCCGGCGAUCGGCUGAACAUUUUCGACAUGACCUUUGACGCAACGACGAGACAGACAUUCUGGACGUCCAGCAUUGGUAACGUAUUCCUCUGGACCGGGUACUUGGGCCUGAAUCAGAGCUGUGUUCAGCGGAUGGUGGCGGUGCCGAGCGUUCGUCAUGCUCGCACUGCACUGUGGAUCUUCUGCGCCGGGUUCAUCAUCAUAACCAGCUUGAACUGCUUUACGGGGAUUGUGAUUUUUGCAAAGUAUUUCGACUGUGACCCGAUCAAGGUCAAUCUGGUGCAGAAGGCCGAUAAGCUGCUGCCGUUCUACGUCCAGGAUGUGGUUGGAAAUCUGAAGGGAAUGCCCGGAGUGUUCAUCUCGUGCGUUUUCAGCGCUGGUCUAAGCACCAUGUCGGCCAAUCUGAACUCCCUGGCCGGAAUCAUCUACGAGGACAAUAUUCGCCCGUUCAAGCUGUUCAAACACGCCGACGCGUCAGCCAACUUAACCAUGAAAAUGCUGAUUCUGUUCAGCGGUCUGUACUGUAUCGUGAUGGGCCUGGUCGUGGAACAGUUUGGUCAUAUUCUCCAAAUGGUGGUCACGAUAGCCAGCGUAACGCAAGGUGCCGUUAUGGGGAUCUUCUGCCUGGGCAUGCUGUGGCCUUGGGCGAACAAGCACGGUGCUCUGUGGGGUUCUGCGGCCAGCGUGAUCGGAAUGUCGUGGAUCAUUGCGGGAGCGCAGUUCGCGAUCAAAAAUGGCGACCUGAGCUAUCCUCCGAAGCCCACCAGUGUGGAAGGUUGCGCCGAGUAUGGCUUCAACGUAACGCAGUCGGUUCUUGGGCAAUCGACGGCCGUUACGGAUGACAGUAGCGGUGGGUUCUCGAUCUACAAGAUGUCCUUCGUGUGGUACUCGACCGUUGGAACGUUCUUGGUGUUCCUGGUGGGGAUUCCGGUCAGUUACCUGACCGGUUCGCAAGAUCUGAGCAAAAUGCAUGCCAAGCUGAUAUCGCCGGUGGUACACCGAUGGCUGCCCAAGGAAAUUACCAAAAGUGAAUUGGUUCUUAAAACGAGUGGAGUAAAUCCAGAGGAUGUUCAAAUCAAGGAGUGGGUUUUUACUCCAGCCGAAGAAGAAAAAAGGAAAAAGUUGCGUGACACAAAUGAACAUGUUAUGUGAGGGGAACACGUAGAAAAUAGUUUCUAAGACAAAUUAUAGUUAAUGCUUACUGCCUUAUCUUAUAAAUCUUAUAAGAUUUUGAUGUAUUUAUAUAGAAUUAGUUAUGCUAAAGUUUUUGAACACGUCACUUUUAAUAUGUUCACACAAUUAUAGAAAAUUCUAUAUGUUCGCAUAUGAUAUACUAGAACAAUAGUAAAGAAAAUAAAACAAUGUAUUACGUUGGUAAAAUA
This is a messenger RNA of Aedes albopictus (Asian tiger mosquito), 2472 nucleotides long. Its product is annotated as sodium-coupled monocarboxylate transporter 2. The transcript has 6 exons. Gene Ontology annotation, cellular component: membrane. Gene Ontology annotation, biological process: sodium ion transport; transmembrane transport. Bases 413 to 2242 code for a protein of 609 amino acids. Lineage: Eukaryota; Metazoa; Arthropoda; Insecta; Diptera; Culicidae. Gene Ontology annotation, molecular function: symporter activity. The record is from RefSeq and is a predicted model, not a curated record.